This is a messenger RNA of Prorocentrum cordatum, 1707 nucleotides long. The record is from the annotation of a GenBank genome assembly. NCBI's taxonomy places the organism in Eukaryota, Dinophyceae, Prorocentrales, Prorocentraceae.
AUGGCUAACUUGCCCGCUCUUGGCAUGAGGUCGAUGAAGGCACACCUGGAGCUCGAGGGGGCCGAGAGCGAGAAGAUCAAUCAGGUGUUCGAGAGGGUCCGCGGCCACGACUCGGCCGUCCCGAUGCAUCAGACUGCGACGCGCCCAGAGGAGUUCCAGGACGACCCGCAUGCGCUCUACGCUAUUGGAGACUUGCCCAUUAUGCCGUCCGACGGGCUGAAAAGAAUGAGGCAUGCGUUUGCCGUUGAGAUGGGCUAUCAUGGGGACAUCGGCUUGGACGCGGUGCGGGAGGCCAUGCUGGUCAACGACUACAAUGGCGAUGGCGACGGGACAGACAUACUCAACUACUUCAUGUUCUCGAGUCCGCAGUUGGUGGCCGACGUCGAGAGGCACCUCCUCCGCGAUGAUGAAGUACUGUGCAAGCUGUCGUGGGGGAAGGGUUCGGGCGUGAGGACGCCGUGGAAAGUCUUGGUCUACAUGAUGGAUCGGCUCGGUGGCACGCACUUUCGGCACCACCUACUCCCGCGGGAGAAGGGCACAACGGAGAAGAAGGCGUGCAUCCCCCAGGACGUGAUCGUAUCCCAGUACCAGUUUAUAAAGGACAACGCACCGCGCGGCAACCUCGAUUGCGAUCAGGUGAUGUGGAUCGACUUCCAGCUGAACGACCCGCAGAGCCCUGUCCACCACCGGAAGGAGGGGAAAAUCAAGGAGGUUCUCUCGCACAUCAAGGACCAGAGCAUUCAAGCGAAGAAGAUCACGUACAGCCCCCUCUUCAUCUUCGACGCGGGGGACGAGGGCGUCGAGCGCGCAAAGCGCCUCGCCCCUACGUUCAAAAGCCACUCCUACCUCAUGGUCGGCGAGCCUGGCGAGGCCAAGACGCCGUACUUGGAGACGCUGGCUUUCGCGAUGGGCGACUACUACGCAGACAAGCAGGGGGACCGCGGCUUGGCCUCGUACCGAGAGGCGCCAGACCUGGACUUCUUCAGGGCCGAGGAGGGCGCGAAGUAUUGCCCGUGCGUGUUCGACGACGGCGAUUUGUUCGAGCAGCGCCCGAAGACUCUGAAGGCAUUCUUGGACGUCGGGCAGUUCCAAGCGAUGACGAGGGAGCGCUGGGGGGCAGCGAAAUUCGUUCGGGGUCAGGCGCGCUUCGCCGCGGAGAACAUGUACAACGAAGAGGCCGUCCCCAGCUUGGACGCGUGGCGCGGCCUGGACGUCCUGCCGCUGGAGAGGGCCAAGAAGAUGCGGAACCAGUACUUAUGCGAUAUGCUACAGCGCACGUUUCCCAAGGACAUCUCCAAGACGAACGUCGCGGCCUUAUUGAAGCGGUCUUCCGUGGUCGUGAACACCCCCGAGGAUGUGUUUGAGCGCUUGGCGGGGCUUGACUCUGACGUCACAAGGUCCCCGAAGGUCGGCCACUUCAUCACCGCCGCGGCGGGCAAGAUCCUCUACGACUAUGUCGACAACGGCGUGAUGCGGAAUGCCGAGGAGCACGCUGCGCUCAUGGACAAGCAGCUCCGCCUCAUGAAGGCCUGCUGGAUAAGGUCCUUCGGGAGCAUACCAGCGAGCGAGAUUGACAUCUCGAGCUCGCCCGAGGCCCCCCCCGCCGCGGCCGCCGUGCCGAGCGACCAGGACAUCGCCAUGGCACUCGCCGACGCAGACGAAGGCGACCAGCUCGGCCUUGGUGCUGGCAUGGAAGGUUCGGGUUGA